UCUGGUCCUCAUCAUGAAGGUAGCCUACAUCAAGGUGUUGCUUGUUUAGGAGACGCGGGGGUCCACGCAUUGUCUUCAGGUUCCCACUCACUCGUGAACGCGUGUACGUGAGGGUAUCGCGGAGGUCCUCUUUGUUUUACUCGCGCUCUUUGGAAGACUCUGCUGUGAGGGUGUUUUCUUGAGACUUGAGGAAGGUUUUAGGCCCGCUCUGGUCUCAGAAUGGAAGGAAACCGAGCGUGCGGAUUUCAUUCAGCUCAACAUGGGUUCAGUUUUACACCAGGACUAUCAAGCAGAAAGAGGCUGUACGAAAGCAGAGGAGGAGGAGGGGCAGGCCGCAGAGGAAGACCCCCAGGCCUACCACGGCGAGGGUGUGUGCAAGUGGUUCAAUGUUCGGAUGGGUUUCGGGUUCCUGUCCAUGAGCACAAGAGAUGGUGUGCCUUUAGAAAGUCCAGUCGACGUGUUUGUUCAUCAGAGUAAACUGCACAUGGAGGGUUUCCGCAGUCUGAAGGAGGGUGAGGCUGUUGAAUUCACAUUCAAGAAGUCCUCCAAGGGUCUUGAGUCUCUGCGGGUGACGGGUCCUGGAGGAGCUCACUGUCUGGGCAGUGAGAGGAGACCCAAAGGCAAGAGUGUCCAGAAACGCCGGGCCAAAGGAGACAGGUGUUAUAAUUGUGGCGGUCUGGACCACCAUGCCAAAGAGUGCAAGUUGCCUCCCCAACCCAAAAGAUGCCAUUUCUGCCAAAGUGUCGCGCACAUGGUCGCCAACUGCCCCGCCAAAGCCCAGCAGUCGUCUCAGGGGUCUCAGGAAAAGUCUAGUGGUGUCAAAGAGGAGAAAGCGGAGCACAGUCAUUCCCCGCCACCCACCGGGAGCACCGACUGAGAUCGCAGAGGACGGUGGGACCACGCUUGAAAACCAAUCAUAUCACUAUACUGGAAAAAACAAAAACAAAUGCUAAUGCUGCUGUUGGAACUCCCUCAGGUCUAUAAAAGCAACAGAUGAGAAGAAUGUAACUUUUUUAUUGGUUUAACGCUCAGGAAUAGAGCUGCUCUCAGGAAUUUCAGUACAAUGUUUGGUGUAUUUACAGAAGUAGUUAUUUCAUAUCUCAUUAAAGGGACGUUUACACGACAACGAUGGACUUAAAAUGGAAAUGUUUUCCUUUGUGGUUUUUCUUUUUAAGUUCCCCGUUUACACUAAUCUAGGUAAAAGACUGAAAGUGCUGUAUUAUACAUGCCCGGCCAGUAGUUGGCGAUGUCACUUUGUAGAGAAACAUUAUGCACCUGCACACAUAUGCAUUCUUACAUACUCAUGCAUUCCUUCAGAUUGAACAUGUUAUAAAAUUUGCAUUGUAAAUUCAUGUUUUUGUAGUUUACACAGAGACAACAAUGGUAUCAUUUUAAAAAAUGUGCUAUUUGAUACCUGUUUUCAAAUGUUUGCAUUUUCAGUCCCCAUUUUAACGAACGGCCAAAACGCAUAAAAUGUUUCCAUUUUUAGUUGAAAACGUCAUCGUGUAAACAGCCCUUAGGUGAUUUUUAAAAGUGUUUUCUCUACUGAGCUCGUCUAGAGUUGCCGCAAGGAAUAUACUCUUAUUCUUACAGAUUAUUGACUGAUUGAUGCAUUUGAAUGUUUGUUGUAUUUCGUGAUGCUUUUAUGAAAAUGUGUUGGUGGUGUUUUGGGGUGGGUUUGAGUUGGGGAUUUGGCAACUGCCAGUUUUGCUAUAGACUCUCCUGAUCACUAUAGGGACCAAAUGAAUGUUAAACCGCUGACCUGGUUCUCUCAACCAGCAGCUCAUUUUACACGUGUCCAGAUCUGCCAUUAGUGAUCUGCGGUUAUCUUCAAACAAUUACUUAAUCUAUUAGACUUGAAAGUACAUAAUCAAUCACACUUUUAUCUCUAAGCUUCAGUCUACAGUCAAAUCUUGGCUUGGUAUUUGCUAUCUCGUCUUAAAUGCUGCUGAUCUGUGUGUCUGCUAGCAAUAUAUUUUGUUAUUUGUCUUUGACAGUUGGCCCUCAGGGGUUUCUUGGAGCAAGAUAGAGAGAAAUAAGUUAUUCUUUUGAACAGAUGUUGCCCAUUCCUGCGUCGAUAGUGAAGUCAUUGGCUCCUAGCUGCCUGUAUUGUUUGGAAUAUUUAACAGCCUUUUACUCCCAUUUUACAGGAGAGCUGAAAGACUUUAUGACAUAUUUAAUAUAUAUAUAUAUAUACAUAUAUAUGCAUACUGCUUAUGUAAACCUUUUAUUAGCCUUUACCCAUAGUAUUUAUUUAUAGCAAAGUGCUCUGCAUCUUCUCCACAAUGUAAAAGAGACUCAGACUCCUACCUCAAGUAUCUCAGAAUUAUUUCCUAAAAUACCUCAACCAUAAUGUGCCACGAAUCAGCUGACAUCGAUGAAUUGUGUGUGUUUGUGUUUUAUUACAUCAUGGAGCAUUGUGAUCUCUCUCUGUCUGUGCUGAAGUCUGCACUGCUCUCUGCCUCGUCUUACAGAUAUGCUUUAUUUUUCAGUCGCUAUUUGACCUGUAAAUGCCUUUUACUUCAGUGUUGAAUCAUGACUGAACUCAGGAAUGUCAGAUUACUCAAGGAGUGUGAGGAAGACACGAUUUGUGACACGAAUUGUAUUAUUCUAUUAUAGUUCCAUACCAUCAUAAUCAUUCUAAUUACUGACUCUUCGAGAUCUGUGGAUCAAACAGGAAUGUAUAUUCUAUCUAGAAUGUUGUGGUUGCCUCUUACAUAAACUGGAAACAUUUCCGAUAUCUAAUCCAUUCCUUUAUGCAAUAAUAUUUAAGUUCAUGUUUCGUUGUAUUUAAUAAAGAAGGAAUCAUAUGAAGUUUUGCACCGUUUAGAUGUGUUCAUGCUGUUUUUGACUAUCCUGUUGAACUUGGAAAUCACUUCUUGAACAUUUGAAUGUAAUGUGAGGUUUUGCAAUGGUUUUGUCAUCUAAUAAAUUUAGUGGGAUAUAAGAAAAAGACCGGCUAUGACGACU
Cyprinus carpio (common carp) is the source of this 2970-nucleotide messenger RNA. RefSeq names its product lin-28 RNA binding posttranscriptional regulator Aa (gene lin28aa). Gene Ontology annotation, molecular function: zinc ion binding; nucleic acid binding. NCBI's taxonomy places the organism in Eukaryota, Metazoa, Chordata, Actinopteri, Cypriniformes, Cyprinidae. The record is from RefSeq and is a predicted model, not a curated record.